Messenger RNA from Cucumis melo (muskmelon), 1145 nucleotides. Its product is annotated as 60S ribosomal protein L7-1-like. The transcript has 6 exons. Gene Ontology annotation, biological process: maturation of LSU-rRNA from tricistronic rRNA transcript (SSU-rRNA, 5.8S rRNA, LSU-rRNA). Lineage: Eukaryota; Viridiplantae; Streptophyta; Magnoliopsida; Cucurbitales; Cucurbitaceae. Gene Ontology annotation, cellular component: cytosolic large ribosomal subunit. The record is from RefSeq and is a predicted model, not a curated record. Bases 161 to 913 code for a protein of 250 amino acids. Gene Ontology annotation, molecular function: structural constituent of ribosome; RNA binding.
UUCCCCCCUCCGCUCGCUUGUUGGCCGCCCCACCACUCGCAUCUCUGCCCCACCUCUCGUUUCGGCUUCCGAUCUCUUCGUCCAUCAACGAUACGCUUCGUCCCUCUUCUCAUUCUUUUGGCUUCCGAUUUCACUUUUAACUGCUAACAGGUGAAUUACUAUGGCUAUGGCAGAGGAGGAUCCUAAGCCACUUGCAUAUAUACCGGAGAUUAUACUGAAGAAAAGAAAGGUAAAUGAAGCAGCGGCAUUGAGAAGAAAGGAACAGUUGGAGUUAAGGAAGCUUAGUUCGAAGAAAAACAAAGAUGGUUUUAUUAAACUACCUGAGGAAUUUGUCAGAGAAUAUCGUGCUAAGGAACUGGACCUUGUCAAAAUGAAGCACAGGACAAAGAGAAAAAGAUCUGCUAUUGUGCCCUCAAAAUCACAAUUGAUUUUUAUAAUUCGGAUACAGGGCAAGAACGACAUGCAUCCAAAGACAAGGAAGAUCUUAUAUAAUCUUGGAUUAAGUAGAAUUUUCAGCGCAGUUUUUGCCAAGGCUAAUGAGAGUGUUCUAGGGAAGCUACAGAGGGUGGAGCCAUAUGUGACAUAUGGAUACCCUAAUCUUAAAAAUGUGAGGGAGCUCGUAUAUAAGAAGGGAUUCGCAAAGAUAGACAAACAAAGAGUUCCUCUGACUGAUAACAACAUUAUCGAACAGGCAUUGGGCAAGCAUGGCAUCGUGUGCGUGGAGGAUAUGGUGUAUGAAAUCGCUAAUGUUGGCCCUCAUUUUAAGGAGGUAAUUUCCUUUUUAUGGCCCUUUGAACUUGAAAAGCCAGGAGGAGGGGGCUGCCUUCAAGGGAAAAAGUCAUCGUACAAGGAUGGUGGAGAUGCUGGGAAUAGAGAAGAUGACAUCAACGAUCUGAUUAAUGAGAUGAAUUAGGCUGGAAAAAUUUGCUUUGAAAAGCCUGAAGGGGGGAGAUCCAGUAGUUUCUGUAAUGCAAUUUUGUAGGUUAUAAUGAGUUUGUAUCUUGUUCAACUCAUUUGCUUCAUAUGUUUUGGGUUUUUUACGUUAUUUCUUAUGUCCUAGAGAAAAAAGAACAACUUGGAUUUGUUAUAUAUUUAACAACAUAAUAUUAUCCACAUUAUGAGAGACAAAGCCUUCCUCUUGUCGA